This is a messenger RNA of Ectocarpus sp. CCAP 1310/34, 4499 nucleotides long. NCBI's taxonomy places the organism in Eukaryota, Phaeophyceae, Ectocarpales, Ectocarpaceae. The record is from the annotation of a GenBank genome assembly.
CCCCUACGAGUUUUUAGACUUGAUGUUUGAGUCUGGAUUUGCCAAUGUCUUCGAUGAUGUUGCUUUCGCCGUUCCCGUUAUGGCCCCGGGCAAGCGCCCUUUUUCGGUGGGGAAACCCACCAAGAUUAUUGACGUUAACCUUCUCCAUGUUUCGUCCUCCCACGCCAAUGAGUUUCUUUUGCGUGAGCUUGCGAAGCAGCACGGUCUCCGACUGACCGGUGUCCUGCAGCCUUGUGGUGGAUGCCUGCAGGCGAAGGGGAAGAAGGCGGGCGUGCCUCACCAAUUGGGCACGCGCGCGGAGCGGCCGCACGAUCUUUGGCACAUCGAUCUGUGUGGGCCGAUGACGGCCUCGCUGGGGGGUUCGUUUUUCAUGAUUAUGUUCGUGGACAGCUUCUCGCGGUGGAUGAAGCUGUACGGGAUGAGGCGCAAGUCGGACACCCUCGCCUUCGUCAAGAAGUUCCUCGCCGACAUGAGUGGCACCGGUGUCCCUCGCUCUUUCCGGAUGGACAACGGGGGGGAGUUCAUCGGACGCGACUUCAUCGCCUUCUGUGACAACGCCGGCAUCCGCCGUACGUACACGGCGCCGGGCACCCCGCAGCAGAAUGGUCCGGCGGAGAGUGCGAUCUGGCGCGUGAACAAGGCCGGCCACGCCGCUCGUCUCGAGGCACCCCGCCUGUUCCCCAAGAUCGACUUCACCCGCGUCCCCGGCUUCGGGCGCGAUGGCGAGCGACUCUGGCUAGAAUCGUGUCACUGGGCUGCCGGCGGCUUCAACCGUUCUCCGACCAAGGCAAACGUCGGGUACAAGUCGCCGCACGAGCUCUUCACCGGUCGCCCGCCACCGCUCCAGAUCGUCCCGUUCUUGCAGCCGGGGUAUAUGCGUGUGACGCGCGCGAGGAAGAUGGAUCCCCAGGCAGUGCUGUGCUGCUACCUCAACAACGGCGACAACCAUCACGAGUCGGCGGUCAAGGUCCUCAAGUUCGCGACGGGGCGCGUGUGCAUGACGAACAACGUCGUGUGGGUCUCCGACCGCGCGCCGUUGCUGACCCCGCCGCUGGAGCUGCCGGCGCCGGCGGACGAGGGGGGAGAUUCGAAUGUCGCCGCCGCACCGUUUCUAAUUGAGUAUAUUUCACCGCCUCUCUUACCCCCCUCACCGUAUGCCCGACCUCCCACUUCACCCGCUGCCAUACUCUCACAGGCGCCGCCGGCAACUUCCACACCACCAUCGCCGGCGGCGCCGUCUACCGCAGCCACACCACCGCCACCGUUCACCACCACCGCGCCGCCUGCAACGCCGCUCGCCGCCGCGCCACCGUUCACCACCACCGCGCCGCCUGCAACGCCGCUCGCCGCCGCGCCACCGUUCACCACCACCGCGCCGCCUGCAACGCCGCUCGCCGCCGCGCCACCGUUCACCACCACCGCGCCGCCUGCAACGCCGCUCGCCGCCGCGCCACCGUUCACCACCACCGCGCCGCCUGCAACGCCGCUCGCCGCCGCGCCACCGUUCACCACCACCGCGCCGCCUGCAACGCCGCUCGCCGCCGCGCCACCGUUCACCACCACCGCGCCGCCUGCAACGCCGCUCGCCGCCGCGCCACCGUUCACCACCACCGCGCCGCCUGCAACGCCGCUCGCCGCCGCGCCACCGUUCACCACCACCGCGCCGCCUGCAACGCCGCUCGCCGCCGCGCCACCGUUCACCACCACCGCGCCGCCUGCAACGCCGCUCGCCGCCGCGCCACCGUUCACCACCACCGCGCCGCCUGCAACGCCGCUCGCCGCCGCGCCACCGUUCACCACCACCGCGCCGCCUGCAACGCCGCUCGCCGCCGCGCCACCGUUCACCACCACCGCGCCGCCUGCAACGCCGCUCGCCGCCGCGCCACUGUUCACCACCACCGCGCCGCCUGCACCGCCGUUCGCCGCCGCGACACCGUUCACCACUGCCGCCUCGCCUCCGGCCUCACCGUUCACCACCGCCGCUGCACCGUCAGUAAUACCGUCUCCCGCCGCCGUGCCGCCCGGUGCCGCGCCUUCCACCAACAUGCCGCCGCUCACUACGAGGACCAUCCGUGAACUGGACGUGGGGCGCGGCGACAUGAGGGUUUCUGGGCGCACGAGGGCAGCCGCUAAGGACCAGGGGGGGGGGCGUGCGUCGUCAAUGCCGCCCCUCUCUGCCAGGGCCAAUCGAGAGCUGGACUUGGGACGAGAGACGCGGGUGCCAGGGAGGUUGAGGGGUCGGCGGGUGCGUUUCCAGGAUGGGGGGGCCGAGCGGUCGACGUCACCUGGCGGGAGCGGCGACGCUCUCGCCCACCGCUUCGGUCUUGUUUCCCUGCAGGACAAGGCAACGCUCCUGUCGACUCUAACCACUCGCAGCAUCGUCGAUGGGGGGAGGAAGGAGAUCCCGAGUUCAGCCGGAGGACGUGAUGGAGCGGAGCCGGGGGGGCGAGAGCGGGAGGGCACGAAAACAGAAGGACUGCGUGAAGAAGUCCCAUUUGCGUGCGCCACCUUGCUUGCCUCCCGCGAGGACAUUGAUCGCGCGAUGAGGGAUUUAGAUCCCCCGGAAGUGGCACCGGACUUGCCACAGUGCUAUGCGAGCGACUUGCGCGUACCCAAAACGUAUAGGGAGGCUGUGUCCUCUCAACAUGCUGACUUGUGGAUACACUCUGUAGAGAAGGAGUUCAGAGGCCUGAUGGAGGCUGGUACCUUUGAGGAAGCAUUUGUCCAGUCGGAUUUGGAUGAGGAUGUUUUUAUGCGUCUGCCAGAGGGGUGUGGUAGAUUAUCAGGUAUGAUCGUGAAGUUGAACAAGAGUCUAUAUGGCCUUAAGCAGGCAUCAAGGCAGUGGCACUCACACUUGGCGAGGUGUUUGAUUUGUUUGGGUUUUAUUCAGUGUAUGGCGGAUACGUGUGUGUUUCGGUUGAUUGAGGAGGGAAGAGUGGUAGUGACUCUGGUGGUACAUGUAGAUGAUAUAUUUUCGAUAGGAGAAGAGGAGAGGUGUGACCAGUUUGGCAGGGACCUCAACACCAUGGUACCUGUGAAGAAUCUUGGGGAUUUGAGAUGGUACUCUGGAUGUUUUUAUGAGAGAGAUUGGGAUGCAGGAACUUUGAAGAUCUCGCAGCAGACGUACGCUGAAGAGUUGGGGAUGGAGUUUGGGGUAGAGUACGGGAAGGAAAUUCCUCUUCCUGUAGGGUUGAAGCUUUCAGAGUUUGACCAGGAUGAGGAAGUGGUAUCAUGGCCUUUUCGUGAGCUGAUAGGAUCAUUGAUGUGGCUGGCAACGCAAACGAGGCCAGAUAUCGCGAAUGCAGUAAGAGCGGUGGCACGGUACUGUGCCUCUCCAAAAGAGAUUCAUUGGAGAGCAGGGCUUGGUAUUUUGGGGUAUGUGGUAAGGACUAGUGACUUGGGUAUUACAUUCAGGAGGGGUAGUGUAGCAGGAUUAAGCAUGGAGGUGUUCGCAGACGCAGACUAUGCAAGUAAGGCUGCCGAUAGGAGGUCUGUGUCAGGGGGAUUGGUGAUGUGUGGGGGGGGAUGUAUUUCUUGGUUUUCAAGGACCCAGAAGUGCGUCACGUUGAGCACGACAGAGGCGGAGUAUGUCUCUCUUGCGGAUGUGAUGAAGGAAGUGUUGUUUCUGAGGCAGGUGUGGCGUUUCAUGUUACCAGAAGCAGGCAUGCCAUGUAUUCCGGUGUUCGAGGAUAACCAAGGGGCUAUUCAGUUGGCGCAAAACCCGAUAAGCAACAGUAACUCGAAGCACAUCGACGUAAGGCACCACUUUAUCAGGGAACUGGUAGGCAGGAAGGAGAUUUCGAUUUUUCACGUGGAAUCGGCGUAUCAACAUGCUGACUUUCUCACGAAAGCACUUCACGCGGGAGAUUUUGAGUUUCAUCGUAACUACGUGAUGAGUAUGGAUUAAUAUCUUGGUGUUCGGGUUUAUUUUGUGUGUGAUCAAACAACUGGGGUGGCAACAUUUUACAUUUUUGCCUAUGGUUUUUCUCAAUGGAUGAUGUUCUAGGCUGGGGGGCAACAAGUUCACUGAAGUUCGAAGAAGUAUAACUGGUAUGAUCGGGGAUGGUUAUUGAUGUCUAGCCAAUGAGGCUAUUGUUCUAGAGUUGAGUGGAGUUUCUGAUUUUAUUUUCUUGUGUUUUGGAGUUGUUGAGGAUCGAAAAAGACAUGGCAUGGUCACAAGCAGGGGGGCUGAUAGAUAUACUUGUAGCAAUGCCAAGUGGUUGUAGGAUUGUGUGGUACGUGGAAUGUAUUUCCAGGAUGUGCAAGGUACCCCUGUUGUAUACUGCGUCGCCCCCUCAUGGUGGUGCGUGCACGCGUGCGUUCAGUUUUAUGUGAGUUCGUGUGUUUUAUGUAAGUUCAUGUGAGUUCAUGUGAAGAAGAAGUUUAUGCAACAAACCCUACACGUCUUUCCUCCUUGGCGCGAGCUCGCCGAGUUGCCGACACCCUAUUCAACACACGUCUUGCGACAAGCUACCCCCAGUUCGGAUCAUCCUAACACG